Lactuca sativa (garden lettuce) is the source of this 864-nucleotide messenger RNA. The record is from RefSeq and is a predicted model, not a curated record. NCBI's taxonomy places the organism in Eukaryota, Viridiplantae, Streptophyta, Magnoliopsida, Asterales, Asteraceae.
AUGUUUGAAUCUUCCAACACUCCAUUUUUGGUGCCUGAUUCUCGAGGGGUUCUCAUGGCUGCAAAGGAUGUGAUGAAUAAUGAUGCACCUUGGUUGGACAAUAAUACCCCUCUGGGAAAACAUAUCAUACACUCGAGUAUCAGUCAUGAUCUGGCUAACAGGCUAGGGAUUCAAUCCCUUCGUUCCAUCUCUUUAGUCAGUGAGGAAAUGACAAAAGAUUUACCCUAUAUGGACUAUGCAAAGAUCCAUGAGCUUCUUGAAUUAUAUGGAGGGAAAGAUUUCUUGUUAUAUGAUCUUAUUGAGUUUGCAGACUGCUGGCCUGCCAUUGUUGUUGUACUGGAAGGAGCAAGUUUGAGUAGAGAGGAAAUAUCUAGCCUUAAGUUUCUUCCUCCAUGGGGUUUAAGGGGUGACAUGCUUAAUUUUGGAUUAGGGUUAACGAGUUGUUAUUCUAUAACUGAUCUUCCUUCAGUUGUCUCUGGUGGCUUUUUAUAUAUGUUUGAUCCUUGUGGUAAAGCUUUUACUCUACCUUCAUCAAGUAAUUCUCCAGUUGCAAAGAUGUUUACUUUGACAGGUAUCAAUUUGACCGAGCGAUUCCGUGAUCAGUUUAGUCCCAUGUUUAUUGGUCAAAAAGUUCUAUGGUCACCAGACUCUACAGUUAUACGAAUGCCUAUUUCAUCAAAGUUCAUUGAAGAUGGAAGACAGAAAUAAAACUGAUAUUUGAAAAUUUCAUUAAGCAUGCCUCUAGAACACUUGUAUUUUUGAAGUCUGUUUCUGAGGUAACAAGAACUUAUGUUUCAGACAUCUAGUUAUUGGUUAUAAAACUUAACAAUUUCUUUGAAUCGGGUGUCUUUUUCAACAUGGGAA